Lathyrus sativus (Indian pea) is the source of this 846-nucleotide messenger RNA. Lineage: Eukaryota; Viridiplantae; Streptophyta; Magnoliopsida; Fabales; Fabaceae. The record is from the annotation of a GenBank genome assembly.
AUGGAGGCUCUUACUUCACUUCACCACCGUCACCAACCUCUAUGUUCCUCUCUCUACCCUUCUCUAACAUCAUCAUCUUCUUCUUCACUCUUUCUCUCACAAUCUUCACCAUCAUCAUCUUCCAUUAGAGCUUCAUCUUCUUCUUCUUCUUCCGAUUCUCCUCUUCGUGAAGCGGAACCCAAAUCUCCUCAAUUUUUCAACCCUAAUCGUAAAAUUCCAAACGUUGACCCUACUAUUCAGGAUCCAGAACGCAAAUCUCCUCAAUUUCUUAACCCUAUUCGUAAACUUCCCUCUUUUGCGACGGUUACUGCAGCUGCAUCAGCUUUUCUCUUUCUGGGUUAUUGUCAAAAUGCGUUUAACAAACCAAUAACACCAAUUUCCUCGGUUGUUUCUGUUGAGGAAAAAAGCGGUUUUGAAGAAUUUUCUGAAAGGAAACCAGAUCAUGUUCAAUCUGUUUUACAUCUGAAGCUGAAAGAGAAAAUUCCUGUUGUGCACAGUUUCAAGAAAGUUAAAACUGAUGAUGAUGAAGCAUGGCAAGUGUUGAGAGGAGAGGUUUUUAGCUGCAGUGAGAAUUUGGAGUUGAUUAAGAUGGGAUUUGAAGAGAUACUGGAGAAAGACAUGGAUUGUAACAAGGUUCAUCAAAAUCGUGUUCUUGAGUAUCUUGAAAUGGUUGAUGAAUGUAAUAGCUUGUUGAAGGGUAUUAUGGUUUCAAUGAAUAUAUAUGAGAGGGAAGAUGUGGAUAAAAAUCGGCAUCUCAGAUUCUUCUGCGAGGUUGUUGAUCAAAUUAGGGUCUUGGAAGGAGACAUGGUUGGUGCUUUGAAGUAUUUUAAGCAGCUUGAACAAUGA